AUGUACCGUAUGGUGCAGUUACAUGAGGAUGAUCGAGACUUCCAGAGAAUUUUAUGGCGAUGGACAAAAGAAGAGCCAAUAAGUGAAUACCGACUCAACACAGUAACCUACGGGACAAAGAGUGCCUCAUACUUAGCCACCAAAUGUGUACAACAACUACUCGAAUCGCACCGUGUAAAAUAUCCGCAGACGGUAGAAAAGGCAGUCAGGGGAAUAUAUGUCGACGACGUUAUUACCGGAGCAGAUACUCUCGAUGAAGCUAUAAUCCUGCGUUCACAACUGUCUUCACUUUUUGGCAGUGGAGGCUUUCACUUAAGAAAAUGGGCUUCAAACUGUGCAUCUGCCCUCACAGGUGUGCCGAAGGCAGAUAUCGAAUUGAAGGUGCCAAUCGAGCUCGACGGAUCCGACACAAUUAAAACUCUUGGAAUACACUGGCAGCCGUGCAGCGAUGAGCUCCGUUUUAGCUAUCACCCAACACAGAUCCUUCAGCCCACGAAACAUUCAAUACUGUCGCAAAUUGCAAGUCUCUUCGACCCACUAGGACUUCUGACACCGAUUGUUAUAAAGGCUAAGUUUAUUAUGCAGCGACUAUGGGAACUGAAGGUGGCCUGGGAUGCCUCUCCACCCGGUGAGUUAGUAAAUGCCUGGUAUGAUUUGCUCCAAAGUCUGUCGUCCCUUAAUUCAUUUCAGAAUCCUCGGAGAGUGGUUAGCACUCGGAGUACAUCUCAUCUGGUUCUGCACGGCUACAGUGACGCUUCCGAAUGA
Wyeomyia smithii (pitcher-plant mosquito) is the source of this 765-nucleotide messenger RNA. RefSeq lists its product as uncharacterized. NCBI's taxonomy places the organism in Eukaryota, Metazoa, Arthropoda, Insecta, Diptera, Culicidae. The transcript has a single exon. Bases 1 to 765 code for a protein of 254 amino acids. The record is from RefSeq and is a predicted model, not a curated record.